Messenger RNA from Symbiodinium natans, 1980 nucleotides. Lineage: Eukaryota; Dinophyceae; Suessiales; Symbiodiniaceae. The record is from the annotation of a GenBank genome assembly.
AUGCCCAUUCCCAAAGUGGAUCCGGGGCUGUUGCAUUUGGAAAACGAGCUUCGCAAAGACUUGUUCGAUGCCUUGGAGGCGCGCUUGUCGCCAAUCGUGGCACGCUUGAAUGCGCUGGAAGCGCACCUCGUUCAAGGCAAGGAAGAGGAUGGGCUCUUGGCCACCAAUAGCGAUGACAAGCUUGUUCAAGUCGAGGCGCAAGUCCUGGACGUAAACGCGGCGUUCUUUCCGUGUGCCUUGGAUUCCUGGCCAGCCAAGGAGCAAUGUGAGCGGGUUCAUGUCGGGGAGACCGUCUGGAACUUUGUUCUUGUGAUCGGCCUGUUGGAUUGCGGCACUCUGGAUACUUGGAUCGCGUUCGUCAUCAUGCUUGGGAAUGCUCUGAUGCAAACUUUGUUUUGCAUUGCCAUCUUGUCUCCAGAAUUUCGUGGGACUGCAUUUGCUUCGCAACUUGCCGUUGCACAGGAGUGGCGGCUGGGCGUGGGCCAUGAUUCUACAUACAUGGACAGUACUCCCACAAGCUUGGUCGCUCGAGUCUGUGCAAAUGAUGAGACAUUGAUUUUGGCAAACUCACAAGCCGCAUUGGUCCGCGACAUCACGUCGUACCUGGGCUUCGACGCGGCGCAGGGCAUCUCGUUCCUUUCUCCGGGGCCGCUACUUAGCAUGCUGUGCAUUCUGCAUUGGUGCCUCUACAUCUUUGAGGAGUUUCGAAGCAUUUACAGCACUUCUCAGGCAGUUGGCCGGGUGGCUUGGGGCCAGCAAAGUGAGCUGCAGGGGGGGCGUUUGGUCUGCAUCUCUUACCAGCGUGCUUUGUCGUACUUCGUGGUCACAGCUGCGCGCACAUGUAUCGCGGCGGUGCUGCUGUAUGCCGGCGUGUUGUGGCUAGCAGGGACCACAUCUAUUGCAUCCUUGAUGGUGAACAGUGUGGCACUGGCUGCGAUCAUGGACAUCGACGAGAAAAUGUUCGCGGCACUCAUGCCACGGCAAAUUCAAGUAGAAAUGCAGACCUUGAGUCCAUUCGCUGCGACCUUCAGUCGCUGGGCCAGCCAAUUGGAAUCUGUACUUCUCAACACCGUGAUCUCAGGUCUGCUUGGCUGGUCCUUCGUUUGCUUGAUCCAUCCGCUGAGCCAAGAGAUGCGUGACGUGAAGCAGGCGUAUUGUGGUGGAAACCAAGACUUCGUCCUCAAGGCGAACGCAGACGUCCAGUUGGCAGUGGGUAUUAACACCGCUCCUUUUGCACAAGGAGGAAAUCUGUCCUUGAGCAGUUUAGCCGUCGACGAGUUGCUGCACACAAGCUCGCGGAGGAACCUGAAGUAUGUGGUAGUUGCUCACGCACUAUCGGAUUUCGGGAGGUGGUCUACCGGCAGCAUAAGUGAGUGGGGAGUGGCGCAACUUCAUGGCUGCCAGCAGUGGGAAAACAGCGGAUUCCUCACUGCUGCAGCAGUUGCGCUCGGCCAUCCAGCGAGAACAGGCUUGUCGUGCAGUGACCUUGCCUCGGACUGCCUCCGCCCAGAAGCCCGGCUGCUUCGGAUGCUAUGUCCCAGAACAUGUGGCUGCGAUGAUCCCCGCCUACCAUGGUUCAAAGUAUCCUCUCUAGGCUGCGCGCAAGCUUGCCUGGAUGAAGCGCAGGAAGCAUCGGCGGCUGUGCCAUGCAAAGAUGCAGGCUUUGGCUCUCGAUGGAAUCAGGCAUGGCAGACGUGGCCCGCAAUUUGGCUCACCGCCUUCAACGGUGAUCCUUCCACACGGGAUGGUCAAGAGCGCCUGGUUCACUUGCGGAACAUGUCACGCUAUGUCCAGGAGAAGGGGUGCAGCGCCAUCAGGUCGAUGAACUUACCUCAGGGGAUACCAUUCCAAGGAGAUUCUGUUUGCAGCGGUUGGAACAUGCUGAUCUCCUCCAUCGCGAAUCUGUGCCCAGAAGCCUGUGAGUGCACAAAGCGGCACUCAGACCCCGAGAGCGGUUGCCCGCGCAGCUGUGGACUUUGA